CAUUUGUUGCACUUGACUCGGUUCCGGAUACAAUUGCCCGGCUAUUUCCUGCCCCAGUCUCGCCCAAGCACUCACGCACCAAGAUGUCCGAACAAGUGGAGGCCCCCAGGACGAUAAAGUUUCAGACCGCUGGCUUUGAUGCCCGCUUCCCAAACACAAACCAGUCGAAGCAUUGUUUCCAGAACUACAUCGAUUAUCACAAGUGUAUCACCGCCAAGGGUGAGGAUUUCAAGCCUUGCAAGCAGUUCAAGCGUGCAUACAACUCGCUAUGCCCGAACGAAUGGGUUACUCGCUUCGACGAGCAACGCGAAGCAGGUGCUUUCCCCACUUCCCUGGAGCCUUAGAUAGUUUUUCACUAAAGAUAUGUAACACAUACUUAUGAAUCACAAGAUUUUCUGGACUGCAAGUG
Cantharellus anzutake is the source of this 409-nucleotide messenger RNA. Its product is annotated as cytochrome c oxidase, subunit VIb. Gene Ontology annotation, cellular component: respiratory chain complex IV; mitochondrion. The record is from RefSeq and is a predicted model, not a curated record. NCBI's taxonomy places the organism in Eukaryota, Fungi, Basidiomycota, Agaricomycetes, Cantharellales, Hydnaceae. The coding region runs from base 84 to 344 and encodes 86 amino acids. The transcript has 8 exons.